UCUCUCUCUCUCUCUCUCUCUCUCUCUCUCUCUCUCUCUCUCAUAUUACAACUCUUCUUCUUCUGUCACUUUUGAAUACAGCACACAAAAAUUCAAAACCUAUUCACUUUAAUCGCUCUUAGUUCUAAUUACUCUUAUCAUAAUGCAGACAAGGACGGUUCAAGUGAAGCAACUUUCAGAUCUAGCUACUGAGAGAGAGAUUUACGAAUUCUUCUCGUUUUCUGGAGAAAUUGAAAACAUUCAGAUCGUUAGAGAAUAUGGAAAGCCAAAGACUGCGUUUGUGACAUUUAAGGAUCCAAAAGCACUUGAAAUUGCAUUAUUGUUAUCGGGAGCAACAAUAGUAGACCAGAUUGUGAGUAUUAGUCCCGUCGAGAACUAUGUUGCAAAUCGUGAGAUGCAAGAAGCAAGGGCGGGGGAAUAUGCUAUAACCAUUGCUCCUUCUGAAGAUGCCGCAUUGAAUUCUGAGGAGGAGAAACCCGGCGGUAGAGUAUAUCUUAGUAAAGCACAAGAUGUAGUUACAAAUAUGCUGGCAAAAGGAUCAGCGAUAAAACAAGAUGCGGUGAACAAAGCUAAAGCAUUUGAUGAGAAGCAUCAAUUGACUGCCAAUGCAUCAGCAAAGGUCAGUUCAUUUGACAAGAGAGUUGGACUGACAGAGAAACUGACAGUUGGACUUUCUGUAGUGAAUGAGAAAGUGAAAUCUGUGGAUCAGAGGCUACAAGUUUCGGAUAAAACAAUGGCAGCAAUAUUUGCAGCCGAGAGGAAGUUAAACGAUACUGGAUCAGCUGUCAAAACAAGCAGAUACGUGACUGCCGGAACAUCAUGGUUAACGGGUGCUUUUAGCAAGGUGGCGAAAGCCGGAAACGUGGCUGGUACUAAAACUAGAGAAAAGUUUAAUAUGGCCGUUUCAAACUUGACAACAAAGGAUACCUCAUUGGUUGUAUAGUCCAGAAUUCCGAAUUUCGUUACGAAGAUCACUUCAUACGGUCUCAAUUGAAGAUCUGUUUCAGAGCUGUUGUGUGUCUUUGAGAUCAUGUACUUGUUUCUUUCUCUCCUUCAACAGUUCAAUGUUUGUAGUAGUUAGCAACUAUAGUGAUUCAAUUCAAUCCAAUUUUUUGUAUUCUUUUAUCACUCUGGUGUUUUUUAGCUGUUGCUUCUAUGUAAUUGGUGAUUUUGGCUUCUUUUUUCUUCUUUACUUUUGUCAAUAGGAAAUUAUAGACGUGAAGCAUUUGUAUUUCUUUUUUCAACAAAGAUUCAUUUGGAGUAA
This is a messenger RNA of Vicia villosa (hairy vetch), 1264 nucleotides long. RefSeq names its product binding partner of ACD11 1. The coding region runs from base 143 to 943 and encodes 266 amino acids. The transcript has 8 exons. The record is from RefSeq and is a predicted model, not a curated record. Lineage: Eukaryota; Viridiplantae; Streptophyta; Magnoliopsida; Fabales; Fabaceae. Gene Ontology annotation, molecular function: RNA binding.